CGAAAAUGACUUCCAUUUGGCCUCGGAGGAAAAGCGUCGUCAGGUUGGGAUGGAGAACGACGCUGUAGCGCAGCGGGACGAUGGUGUCGGGCAGGCGGACGUCGUUCCACGGAAAGGGUUCGCCGCUGGUGGAAAUAGCCUCUGGUGGUGGGGUCACGACGACAUCCUCGUGAAAGUCGAGUCCUUCUUCGACGUGUCCACAAUGGCUGGGUCUUACGAAGGCAAUGAUGAGCGAACAGGUCAACAGCGUCGCUAGGAUGAGCCCAAUUAUGAAGACGGCCUGCUUCCUGGAACACGUCGCUACCGGCGGACAGAACGACAUGGCGUUUUGGAAAAAGUGGACGCAAGAAGUUUGGUUCGGUCCCAAGGAAAGCGAUGACGUCGUUGUCCAACAGCCAUCGCAGCCAAAGAAAAAGAAGAAAGCGAAGAAAACGAAAGUAGUCCAGCAAGAAGAUUACGGGGAAGCUGCCGACGAUGCACCGAUUCCAAAAACAACACCGACAGUCAGGGAUUAUUUGCUGCUGGAUAGCCGGAUCCGCAUUUUUUACGUGGUCGUAUUGUGCGUUCUGCUUGGCCUUAUCUUCCCGACAGCCAUCAGUUAUUACCUGGGCGAGUAUCAAGCCGACCUGGGUAAUUGCAACACACCAACGCAAAAUAGAUUCGAGUGCAUGUCGGGGUCGUCUGUUGCGCUGACGCAGUCCAGUUGCGAAGCUGCUGGAUGUUGCUGGGACUCGGGAUCUGGAACACCUAAAUGUUAUCACAACAAUCCCACCAGGUACACCUACAAGGUGGACGAUAUUGUGCAAGAGUCGGAUCACAAGAUCAUUGUCGACGUCAGUCCCGAACGUCGCCAGACGGACAUGUUCGGCAACACGAUGUCGGCCGCAAGGAUCAUCGUUAGGGCCGUCAACCGCGAUCAUCUCAUCGUUCAGAUGAUCAAACCCGGCCAAUACGAGGACACGUUCCGCUUGAUGACGCAAGACGAGCAGACGCCAUUCAGCCAAACGGAUUUCCAAGUCAGCGUUUCGAUGGAGAAGAGGAAAUCUUUUGCUGUCGUCGUCAGACGGGCCAGCACGGGUGACGUGCUAUUCGACACGUCUUACGGCCCGUUGGCCAUCACUGACGAGUACGUCGAAAUGUCCACCACCGUGCCCAGCGAGUACAUUUACGGGCUCGGUCAGGGCGAACGAAGACAAUCGUUCAAGCGCAAUUUCGUUAAUUACGGAAAAACGGCGUUGUACAAUCGACACGGAGCCGAUAGUUAUCAUCCGUUUUUUAUGGCCGCCAGCCCGGCCAGCGGCUUGUUUCACGGCGUGUUCUGGGAUAAUUCUUAUCCGCUGGAAGUGCAGUUUUCACCCGUUCCGGCUGUUUCGUUUAGAUCCAUGGGCGGUAGUGGAGUGUUUCACGUUUUGGCCGGACCGACUCCGUCGGCUCUUUCGCAUCAAUUCACGCGUGACAUUAUCGGACUGCCCAAUCCGUUGCCGCCAUUCUGGUCCUUGGGUUUCCACUUGUGUCGCGAGAACGACGAUCCGACAGCUGGACGAAAAACGCUGGAACAAAUGCUUGCGUCGGAUAUUAAUUUCGAUUCGGAUUGCAUCGAUUUGCGAUUAUCCGGACCUGGAAUGGGCGCCGUCGAUCAGCAGACCUUCCCCCAGGCUGCGGAUGAUCGCCAAUGGCUUCGAAAUGUAGGCAAGAAAUUUAUAUUAGCACAACCACCGCACGUGCUGGACAUUGACCAGUUCCCCGGCAAUUCCUGGAUCCUCCGCAAUCGAGCGGUCAACAGCUCGACGGACGAAGAUUACGAGACGGGACUUCGUUUCGAAACAGCCGUCCAUUACCCGAGUUAUCCUUUGGCCAGCGAUCUGUUGGACUUGUACGAUUCGAUGCUGCAGCCGGACGGAUUAAAUUUGAUCGACAAUUGGCCGUCCAACGAGAACAAAUCGAUGUGUAUGGAGACUGAUCGUCCGAGAGGUUUCACUCCGGAACGUGUCCGUUCCAGCAUGACCAACAACACGAUUUGCCUUGACGCUUUCCAUCCGAACCAACAACUGGAACACGUUGCUGUUCACAAUUAUUACGGCAUCCAGCACUUGAAAGCCUUGAUGGAUCAGGCGUACGGUUAUCCUUUUCUCUACUUGAACCGGGCAUCCGCUCUAGGUAAUCUUGGACGCGCUGGAUAUCCCGGCGAUGACUACACUGCUAACUGGGCUUCCAUGAAAAUGGCUCUUGUCCAGGUAAUGGAAAUGGGCCUGUUUGGAGUGUCGUUAUCCGGCUCGCCCAUCUGCGGAGUGUACAACAGUAGCGCCGUCAUCGACAACUUGGCGGAAGUUAAAGAGGAGCAGUUGUGCACACGUUGGUAUCAGAUGGGAUUGCUCUUACCAUUUGCCCAUUCAAUGACCAAGUUAAAUCACCGCGCUCGUUCACCAGUAGACUGGUCCGUGAACACGCAAAGGAUCUUGGCCGCUUACAUCCAGCACCGUUACAGACUACUGUCUUAUUAUUAUACUCUUUUAUACGAGGCCAGCGUGCAAGGAACGCCAGUAGUACGUCCGCUGUGGUACCAAUUCCCGCGUGAUAAUCAAACCUAUCUAUUGAGUGAGCAGUUUAUGAUCGGCGGGAGUCUUAUGGUUUGCCCCGUUAUGGUGCAAGACGAUACAGAAACCAGCAUCCCCAUCACGAUUUAUUUCCCGGCCGGCACUUGGUACGACUAUUACACUGGAGACUGGAUUCAUUCGGGUGAUGGAGAGAAAACGAUCGUCACAACCGGACUCAAUCAUCUCAACAUGUUUAUCCUGAACGGUUCCGUUUUCACGACGCAGGAGCCGGGAUCUUCUGCUGAACAGACGCGUUUGAAUCCUUACACGGUGACGGUUGCUUUCCCGAUCUCGUCCAAUGUUACAGGAUGGCUCUACGUCGACGAUGGAAAGGGGCUCGAAAAACCCGCUCACGAUUGGAUUCGAUUCAUUUUCACUAGCGAUACGUUCACGAUGGAGAGAGUUAAUUUUGAAUUUUCAGGUUCAAACGACAUUUCAACUCUCGUUAAUCGUGUACGCAUAUUGGGUUUGGAGUUAAAGCCUGAACAAGUCCCUCCCAAAGCCAGCUAUAACGCUUACACAAGAAUUCUUGAAUUCAAUGAGCUCAACUUUAAUUGGCAUGAUAGCGAUACCUAUAGUUUAACAUUUAUCAAUCCGUAAAUCUUAUAUAUUUUUUUUAAUAAUCUAUUCUUUGAU
This is a messenger RNA of Daphnia carinata, 3230 nucleotides long. Its product is annotated as maltase-glucoamylase-like. The record is from RefSeq and is a predicted model, not a curated record. The transcript has 8 exons. Gene Ontology annotation, biological process: carbohydrate metabolic process. Bases 225 to 3194 code for a protein of 989 amino acids. NCBI's taxonomy places the organism in Eukaryota, Metazoa, Arthropoda, Branchiopoda, Diplostraca, Daphniidae. Gene Ontology annotation, molecular function: carbohydrate binding; alpha-1,4-glucosidase activity.